AUGAAGAAAUUCGGCUUCGGCAAGAAAGGCGACGACGGCGAAGAUGCCAACCGAAAUGCCCUUUUCGGCAGCCGCAAGAAGAACUCGACGCCCACUCCCUCGGAAAACCCAUAUGCCAACCAAGGAGGCACCGACCCAUAUGCUGAGCAAACCAAAUACGCAAACAUGGGCGCUCGUCCGUCACCGCCUGCAAAUGGCGGCUACAGCCCAUAUCAAGGAGGACAGAGCCCAGCCCCUCAACAACCCGCCGCCUCAGGGUACGGCAGCGAUCGAUACGGCUCAGGCGGUGGCUACGGCUCCAACCGCUACGACAGCGGCCCUGGCUCAAACUUCAACAAUGCUCCGCCAGCGGGGGCUAGAGGCCCUGGAGGCUACGGAGGCUUUGGCCGAGAUGCGCCAGACAGCAACAGAGACGCCCUCUUCGCCGGCGCACAGGAGCGGCUCGAGCAAAAGCAGCAGCAGGCUACAGCACCCGGGGCUGAUUCACAGUCGGGUGGCUCCUAUGGAGGCUAUGGCGAGCAGCGGGAAUUGACAGAAGAAGAGCAGGAGGAGGCUGACUAUCAGGCUAUUCUGCAAGAAAAGAGACAAGUUCAGCAGGACAGUGUUUCUUCAGUAAACCGCUCGGUGCAAAUGGCUAGACAAGCCAACGAGGUCGGACGUGCUACUUUGGCCCGUCUUGGCGCACAGGGAGAACGUCUGCAUAACACUGAAAAGAAUCUCGACCUUGCUGCCAACCAAAAUAAGAUUGCUCAGGACAGAGCGGCAGAGUUGAAGACGCUCAAUCGCAGCAUGUUUGCAGUCCACGUUGGGAACCCAUUCACAUCCAAGCAGCGCCAGCAGAAAGCUGAUGAGGAUGUAUUGAACCGCCAUCGAGCUGAGCGAGAGCAGCGAGAGAUGACUCGGCGAGACGGCUACGCUGCCACCCAGCGCAUGGAGCAGAACAUGCGCCAGAUUGGCAGUACGGGGGGGAACCGGGCAAACCGCAAGAAGGAUUACGGAAAAUUCAAUCUGGAUGAUGAAGAGGGCGCUGACGAGCUCGAGGAUCAAAUCGAUGAUGGUCUCACCGAACUGGAGGGACAGGUCAAGAUGAUGAACAUGGUCGGCAGAGCCAUUGGCGCAGAGGUGGACGUCCAAAACAAACAAAUCGAUCGUAUUAUGGGCAAGGUAUUUCAGCCCCGGAUCUCCAUUAUUGCACAUGUUCUAUUUCUUUGCUUGGUGUCAGAUGGCUAA
Molecule: messenger RNA, 1230 nt
Organism: Trichoderma gamsii
Lineage: Eukaryota; Fungi; Ascomycota; Sordariomycetes; Hypocreales; Hypocreaceae
Product: synaptosomal-associated protein, 23kDa
Exons: 1
Coding region: 1-1230 (409 amino acids)
Biological process (GO): exocytosis; vesicle fusion
Cellular component (GO): plasma membrane; SNARE complex
Molecular function (GO): syntaxin binding; SNAP receptor activity
Source: RefSeq, a predicted model, not a curated record